Crotalus tigris (Tiger rattlesnake) is the source of this 874-nucleotide messenger RNA. RefSeq names its product heat shock protein 30C-like. The transcript has a single exon. Lineage: Eukaryota; Metazoa; Chordata; Lepidosauria; Squamata; Viperidae. The record is from RefSeq and is a predicted model, not a curated record. The coding region runs from base 141 to 764 and encodes 207 amino acids. Gene Ontology annotation, biological process: response to heat; protein refolding. Gene Ontology annotation, molecular function: protein folding chaperone.
GUUCCCGUCGCCUGUGGAGUGGAGGAGCGAGAAGCUGGAAGGGACCUUGGAGGUCUUCUAGUCCAGCCCCCCGCUCAACAGGAGAGCCUAUACCAUCUCAGACAAGUGACUGUCCAGCCUCUUCUUAAAAUUCUCCAGGAAUGGAGCACCCACGAUUUAUGGGCUUGCGGAUCCUGCCGGAGGCCGAGCUGUGGGGCUUUGCCCGGCAGCCCGAUGGAGACUCCCGACGGUGGGCCAGUGGGAGCCUCUUCCACCAGCCGAUGGGCGACCCGCAGGGCCCUCUGAACCCGGCGGACCGGCUGCGCGUGGUGCUGCUGGACGCCUUCCCGCUGCUGGCCCUGGAGGAGCCCGGUUCCAGCUCGAAGGGACGGACGUGGAUGCCGUUCCUCCGUGGGCGCGGACGGCACCAGCUGGCCCUCAACGUGGCUGGCUUCUCGGCGGAGGAGCUGUCGGUCAGGCUGGAGGGGAGGAAGCUGACGGUCCUGGGCCAGCAUGAGCAGGAGACGGCGGGCCUGGACGGCUGCCUGUGCCGGGAGACCCGCCAGGUGCGCCAGGAGCUGCUGCUGCCCCCCGACGCCGACCUGGAAGCCCUCACCUGCGCCUUGGCCCACGACGGGCAUCUCCGCGUCCAGGCCCCGCGCCUGCAGCGCACCAUCCCGGUCACCGUGGAGAGGAGCCCGUCCGAGGCCAGUGAGACAGAUGGAGGGGCCGAGGCCAGCGCUGCGGGAGGAGGCGAGAAGCUGGACGGGGCGGGGGAGCAGUGAGACGGCUUCCAGCCCAGUCUUCUGGUUAGCGGCUUUGGACGGCGUUUUUCCAGGCGUCACGCAGCAGCAAGGAUGGGGCCAGGGUCCUUCUGUACGUAGCAGCUGCGGGG